Molecule: messenger RNA, 1644 nt
Organism: Macroventuria anomochaeta
Lineage: Eukaryota; Fungi; Ascomycota; Dothideomycetes; Pleosporales; Didymellaceae
Product: beta-lactamase/transpeptidase-like protein
Exons: 1
Coding region: 1-1644 (547 amino acids)
Source: RefSeq, a predicted model, not a curated record
AUGCAUCCACUCAUCGUCAGCGCUGUGUCGACUUUGCUUUCAGCAACUGCAUCACAGGCAUACUGCCCACCACCAGGUUCGCUACUUCCGCCACCAGUAAUACCUUCCAACUUAUCGAGGUUCAAUGUGCCGGAGUCGGCGUUUGCAGAUGUACCCUGGGCUUCAGAUACAUCUUAUGCGAUCAAAGCCUCCAUCGGCGAUGUCACAAUCUUCGAACAUGCAUACUCCGCACCUGGCCGUGAAGUUGGCCAAUCACUUCUCGAAACGAGCCUUCGCAUUGGUAGUGUCACUAAGACAUUUACCAUGCUAGCGAUCCUUCUCAGUGCCAAUAAUAUCAAGUUAUCAGAUUCGAUCACCAAGUUCAUCCCAGAACUGAAUGAGAAGGCGUUUGGAGAAGUCACAAUUGCUGCACUGGCAAGCCACACCAGCGAUCUAGGCCGUUACAUUUACGUUGGAGAUCUCGCCGUAGUACCAGGUUUCAAUCCUGCAGCCUUCGGCCUUCCAAGCGUCAAUGAAACGGGCGACAAAGUAUCCCCAUGCGAUCCCUUCCCCGGUGGCCGCACCUGCACACGCGAAGAAGUACUCGCCGGUCUCAACAACCCCGCCUAUCACCCACGUUCACCAGACUCCGGACCUCGGUACUCAAACAUAGGCUACACCCUCCUCGGCAUGGCCCUCGAGUCUGUCCACAAGAAGAGCUCCGAACAAGUCAUCCACGACCUCAUCAUAGAUCCACUCGGUCUGAGCAAGACCACCUUCUCCGUCCCCACAAACUCCAGCACCGCCUUGCUGCCUCGCUCCUCAGCAGAUGCAGGUUGGUUCGUCCCCGACUUCGGGAACUACAACCCCUCCGGCGGCCUCUGGUCGACACCCAAUGACCUUAUCAAGUUUCUGCAAUCCACACUAUCUCACAAGUUACUCAGCAAACCCGAGACACGCCGCUGGUUGCAACCCCGAGCACUCCUGCCUUCACUGCAUCAAGCAGUCGGCGAGUCGUGGGAGAUUCUCAGGCCAACAGAUUUAGACGUCAAGACGCAACGGCCGAUUGAUAUAUUCACCAAAACGGGCGGCGUGACAGGGUAUGCGGCGUAUAUUGCGAUCAUCCCGGAGUACAGCAUUGCACUCACGAUUAACGCUGCUGGUGGACAAGCGAACAACGCUGUGUCAACGCUGUUCCCACAGCUUGUGAAGCCGUUGGUAGCGUAUACGGAUAAGCUGGCACGGGAACAGGCCGCGGUGAAGUAUGCGGGGACGUACAAGGCUACUGAUGCUAAAGGCGCGAACAGUAUGACCUUGGCAGUAGAUGACGGGCCUGGGCUGGCUAUCGCAGACUUGACCAUGAGCGGGGUCCCGGUUCUGCGAUCGCUUGCCACAGUGCAGGAGAUUCCCUUUGAGAAUCUCAGCGCGAGGCUGUACCCUUCUGACCCAGACUCUCUAGGCACUGGGAAGGAAGUCUGGAAGAUUCUGAUUGACAUGAAGAAUAAGGAAAGGGGCUUUGCUGAGCUACAAUGUGCGAGCUGGAAUUGGGGCGAUGGGUUACGGUAUGUAACAGAGCCGUUGGAUACUGUUGUCUUCACAAAAGACGCAAAUGGAGCUGUAAGCGUAGAGCUCCUGGGUUGGCGAGCACAGCUAGUCAGAAUAUAG